Molecule: messenger RNA, 1398 nt
Organism: Iphiclides podalirius (scarce swallowtail)
Lineage: Eukaryota; Metazoa; Arthropoda; Insecta; Lepidoptera; Papilionidae
Source: the annotation of a GenBank genome assembly
AUGGCCGAUAAGCCGCCAGAAGAAGGCUACAUAUCGGUGGUUGAUGAUGAACCGGAAAUAUUCGAGUUGCUGAAGUGGGAUUCGUCACAAACACACAAACAACAUGAGCAAAGGAGUUUGGAGAAAGCAAAAAGUCCUGAGAAAAAGCUUCCGAAGGCUAAAGAGGAUGUAGAUCCGUUUGAUUUGACUGAUCCCGCCUUUAUAGAGACGUAUCGUCUUUCUAAAGAUUUAGCGCGCGGCCUUUGUGAGGAGAUAAAACCUGUUAUGCCCGAUUCAACCAAAUCUAUAGAAUUUUCUGUCGAAUGUAAGGUAAUGGCAGCACUAUCAUUCUACGCAUCGGGGAAGUACCAAAAGUCUGUUGGUGGCAAAACGGACCCUAGUAUUACACAAUACUUUGUUUCUACCGCUGUCAUGCAGGUCACAGAAGCUAUGAACCAUCACAGUAUUGUAAAGAAAUAUAUUCAUUUCCCACAUCUAAGAAAUGAAAGAGAUAUCAUAAAAACUAGUUUUUACAUGAAGUAUGGUAUACCAAAUGUAGUGGGGUGCAUAGAUUGUACACAUGUACCAAUCGCCAGGCCCGAUGAAGACCAGAAAAGACAUUUCAACAAGUCCUAUCAUUCCAAGAAAGUACAGAUUAUAUGCGAUAGUGAUUUAAAUAUAUUAAGUGUGGAAGCAAAGCCUGGUGGUUCAUACUCACAUGAUACAAUAUUAAAUCAGCAUGCAGUCAGGAUAGACCUAGAGAGCCUCAAUAAUUCGGGAGAGCAGUGCUGGCUUAUUGGCAGUCCUCAUUACUCACAGAAGCCAUACCUCAUGACUCCAGUACCAAGAAUAACAAAGAAAUCACCCGUUUCCCCAGAAAAGUACUACACCAAUAUCCACACGCAGACGCACCUAGCAGUAACAGAGACCAUUAAGCACCUGAAGUCGAGAUGGAAAUGUCUGCAAGCUACCUGCAAUAAGCAGUUCGAUCCGCAGACUGUGUCAAUGCUGGUUGUCGCAUGCUGUGUCUUGCACAACAUCUGCAACAGGCGGGGCUUACCGGUCGUCCCAAUGACCCAAACAGAGGAGCGCUUGGAGGCGAUGAAGCAGAAAGUUGCCAACAGUCCAAUAUCAAGGAAGCAAGUGGAGGAUCCCAAUGGUGUACAAGCGAGGGCAAUGCUAGUGGACAGGCUGUGGAACGAAAGGCGGGUGCCGCCAGAGCCUUGCACCGGGCCCAAGAAGCGCCAGAAGAAGGAGAAACCGCUGGAGACCCAUCCUCCACCUCAGAUGAGUCAUCCGCAUCAAAUGAUGCAACAGCACAUGCAGCAUGAGGACCCUAACAAACGGCCAAGGAUUGUCAUGAACAACCCAACAUACAGCUUGGCCAUGGCACCUGGCUGGGGUCACUAUCCCCAGCAU